AUGAAACCCCACAAUAAUGAUGAUGAUGUUAUAUUAAUUAAAAAAUUACAAAAUGGGUUAGAAUUAUUUGCAUGUAGUUUAUAUAAUGUCACCAGUACCAAAAAAAUUUUUUUUGUGACAGAGCAACAUGACAAAUUGAUGAAAAAAAUAGUUAAAUUAGAUGAGGAUAAAGUCCUGGAACAAUUGGUAAUUAGAUUUGUAUCGGAAUGUAAAUCAAGUUACAGGGAAAUAAAAAAACAAAACAGUAUAUUAAAAUUACAAGAUGCUUUCAAAGAUUUUGAUGAUAAAAUAGAAACUGACUACAUUGCUAAGAUGUCGAUAAAUAAUGGAAAACAACAAUUUAAACCAAAAUUUGUUGAAAAAAAGCCUCUAUCGUCAGCAUGGGUAACACCCGAAUUUACAUCUACAGAAGAGGCAACCAAAGAAUAUCAACAUCAUUUAUACAGUGAUAAUAAUAAUAAAUUAUCUUUUUUAAUGGUCUAUGAAAUUUCAAGAAUCUUGAAACCAUUUGGACCAAUUAAACCCACUUUUUCCAUAUGGGAAUAUAUUAAAAAAAACUGUGGCGGCAGUAACGGUUUUCAAUUAAAUGAGUACUUUAGAGUAAUUUGUCAACAGUAUUGUAAAAGUCAAAAUAUAAAUCCCUUUUUAGAAAUAAGUAGAUUGCUUCCACGAAAUCAAAAUGUUUGGAAGUUAUGGGAGGACGAACAAAUUGAUAUUUCUACUACUAAAUCAUCAUCGUCGUCGCCGUCGCAUAUACUAUAUAGUGCAAAGGUGGUUCCAUGUAAAGGAAAAUUGGUGAUACAUUUGAAUCCACCAAAAAUUGGAGUUUCCAAAAGAUACUAUAGACUAUAUUCCUCAAAUAGAUUUUUACACAUAAAAGUUGAAACAGACAAUUUCGAUGGAGAGCUUCAAUCUCAAUUAUUAUGUCCAUUAAAUUUGUUUGAGAGGAGGUACGAAUUUUUUUAUGCAAAAGAUAAGAUAUUCUAUUAUUUUGCAACACAUGGUAUAGACUUGGAACCAAAAUCACUAUGGGAAGUUAUCGACUUCAAUAUCCCAAUGGAAUUAAAUCAUGAUCUAACAAUUUCAAAGUUCUACUCCAGAGUAUCAUUAGGCCUUUCCAACACUAAACCAACAAUUGUUUUUCAACCGCAUGAGAUUCGAUAUAAUGUUGAUGACAUUAUAAAGAACGGUCAUUGUCUGACAGAUGGCUGUUCUGCAAUUUCAUUAGCAGCAAUGAAAAAAGUUGCCUUGAUGUUGGGAUACUUGGAAACACCGCCUGCAAUUCAAGGUAGAAUAGGAGGCUCUAAAGGUGUUUGGUAUUUAAAACCACAAGAAGGUCAUGAUAAUGAUAAUGGUGUAUGGAUCGAGCUUCGAAAAAGUCAGAUAAAAUAUCAAUUGAGGCCUCACAGGGUUGGAAAUGAUGAACAUUUAAGGACUUUGGAAGUUAUUAAUGUCGUAAAAUCUCCAAAAACACCAGGUUUACUAAACAUACAGUUUAUUAGGGUAUUGGAAGGUGGAGGUUUAAGCGCAAACGUUUUCAUACAGAUAGUUAAAGAAAACAUAUCAAGAAUAAAAGAGAAAGUGAUUGGUAAUGAAAAUCGACAUGAACUGAUAUCUUGGCUGCAUGAUGUUGGUAAUAUAACUAAGAGAAGGAUAAAUGAAAAAUACAUGUAUAAUGAUGAUGAUAUAUCACCAGAAAUAACUAACCAAGAGGAUUUUACAAAUUUUGAGACAGAGCUAAAAGAACUUUCAGGGGUGCCUGAGUCGAAUUAUGAACAAUGUAUUCAACUUCUCAGUGCUGGUUUUACCCCAUCCAGUUGUGCAUUCCUUGCAAAGAAAUUGACAGAUGUUUUAAUUUAUACUUUAAGUCCGUUGAUAAAUAAGUAUAAGAUUGAAGUUCCAUUAUCAAGAACGUUGAUUUGUAUAGCUGAUCCUAGUGGUACAUUACAGCCGGGUGAAAUAUUUAUUCAGUUGGAUAAGUAUGCAGGUGUAGAUCCUAGAACCGGCCUACCUUUUGGUGUGAUCGAAGGAUAUGUGAUUUUGGCAAGGAAUCCAUGUUUGCUUCCAUCAGACAUUAUAAAGGUUAAGGCUGUCAAGAAUCAAUACCUGAAAAAUUAUUACAAUUUGCUAAUAUUCCCAAUAAAUGUUAAACCAGGUGAAGGUUCAUUAGCAAAUCAUUUGAGCGGUGGUGAUUAUGACGGAGAUAAGAUUUUUUGCUGUUGGGAUUCACGCAUUGUAACUCCAUUUCAAAACUCACUUUUGUUACCAUUGGAUCCAAACGUUAAGGAAGCAUUUGAGAAAAAUAAUAUUAGAUUACAAGAUGUGUUAUCUCGUUAUAAACAACCGUCUACUAGAGCCAGGAAAUUACAAGAGAUAAUCAUGUAUGUUUAUUUAUCAGAUCCUCCGCUUGGGCUAUACGAUUGGUUUCAUCGAUUGCAUUCAAAUAAAUAUGGAUUAUCAAAUCCAAGAUCUAUAUACUUUGCACAAAUGUGUGCACAACUUGUUGAUGCUACAAAGCAAGGACUAAAAAUCAAACAGGAUGUUUUAAAAAUUGACAAAGAAAGUGUUUUUCAACUUCCAAUACCAAAGUGGAUGGGGAAAGGUGAUUUAAUUAAAAAUGAAAAAAAGAGAAAUUUAAAUGUGGAAAAGAGAGAAGGCGACGAGAAGAUGAGGGAGGGGGAGCAAGAAGAAAAUAAUGAUAAAAUGUUAAAUGAAAUUAAAAAAAGUGUGAUGGAUAUUUUAUAUAUAUCUGUUGAAAAUGAAAAAAAUGUGCUUGGAAAUGAAAGUUUCACUGUAGCAAAUAACCAAUCAGAAACCCUCGAUUCACAUAUUAGAUUGUUUUGGCUCCAUGAAAUAGAGCUUGCAAAUAAAAUUGAAGAUGGUGGUGCAUAUAAAUCAGAUUUGUUAUUGAUUGGAAAUUUUACACACAAAUUAGUACAAGAUUAUAACGCUAGAUAUUAUGACAAAAUUAAAAAGAAAAAUGAGGCUGAAAUGAUGGCAAAAACAUCAUCAACAACAACAUCAAUUGAGACAACCCCCGAAAGAAAAAAAUCAACAUCAUCAAUAAAGAAUAAAACAACAUCUAAAUUAUUUAAUGACAAAAGGGUCGAAAAAGACCAUAGCAUUGAAUAUGAAUUUUUACAUAAAUUUAUGAUGAAUCCACCUGUUGAUCAAUACAAAAGCAAUCGACUAAAAUAUAUUAGCCGAGUAAAUUUUUGUGAUCCACAUGUGCUUUUUGAAUUGCAACUGAAAUCAAGUGCAUUAUAUAUGAAUUCCUUUCUUAAAAAGGAUACAGGUCAAUGUUGUUGGAAGUUGGCAUUCAGGAAUUUGUGUAAUAUUAAAGCUAUGAUGAUGGAAUUUGAACAAUCAUCGGUAUUAGGUGGGCCAAGAUUUAUUAUUGAUGAGGUUUGGAAUACACUUAAAGUUGACAAAAAAUGGUUGGAAAAAGAACAUAAUAAUACUGAGUAUUAUGACGGUAAUUAUGAUAACAACAGUGCUAACAGUGGUAGCAGCGUUGGUAUCAUCAGUGACAAUAUUAAUAAUAUUAGUAAUAUUGCUG
Entrophospora candida is the source of this 3559-nucleotide messenger RNA. The record is from the annotation of a GenBank genome assembly. Lineage: Eukaryota; Fungi; Glomeromycota; Glomeromycetes; Entrophosporales; Entrophosporaceae.